AGAAAUAAAGUCACGUCCGUACACCUACUUGUGCUUGCAAUUUGGCUUUAAUGGGGUGUUGUAAGUAACACAUAACUUCACAGAACCAUCUCUUAGUUCCUCAAGUUCUGGCAUGUGCUAGGAAUUGCUUGUGGCCAAUUCCAAUCUCAGUGUGUUGCAACUUUGAUUGGAAUGUAGCAGCAGCCAUGGUUCUUUUUCCAUCUCUUCUCAAUGGAUUUGCAAGAAAGAAAAGUUGUCCAAACGAUGAUGACAAUGAUGAAAGGAAAGCCGUGAAAGCACUCGCGAAGGAAGCAAGGAAGAAUGGCUUGUUAUUGAGUUCAUCAGGAACUGUUAAGUCUUCCAAGGCCAACAACUUUGCCUCAGUUUUCACAAAGAAGGGCCAGAAAGGAGUCAAUCAAGAUCGCCUCAUUGUUUGGGAGGAAUUUGGUUGGCAAGAAGACAUGAUAUUGUGUGGAGUUUUUGAUGGACAUGGCCCUUGGGGACACUAUGUGUCCAAAAGUGUCAUGAAACUUGUCCCUGCCUCUUUGCUAUGCAAUUUGAAGGAAAAUCUUGCUGCAACAUCUCUUGACCUGAAUUACAAGAUGGAAGCAGAUAGGAGGAACCACCAUGAAUUUGACAUAUGGAAGCAGGCAUGCAUAAAGACUUGUGCUGCUGUUGAUCAUCAUCUAAAGCAGAAUACUGGGAUUGAUUCCUUUCAAAGUGGUACUACAGCUUUGACAGUUAUCAAACAGGGUGAAGAUCUGAUUAUAUCAAACUUAGGAGAUUCAAGGGCAGUAUUGGCAACAACUUUAGAUGGUGGCACACUAAGUGCCCUUCAGCUUACAACUGACAUGAAGCCAAAUUUACCUAAGGAGGCAGAGAGGAUAAUGGAAUCAAGAGGGAGGGUGUUUUGUCUAGAAGAUGAGCCAGGAGUGUAUAGGGUGUGGAUGCCAAAUGGUAAAACACCAGGACUUGCAAUAUCAAGAGCAUUGGGUGAUUAUUGUGUCAAGGAUUUUGGACUAAUCUCUGUGCCUGAAGUCACUCAAAGGAAGCUAAACUCUAGAGAUCAAUUUCUCAUCUUGGCUAGUGAUGGGGUAUGGGAUGUAAUUUCGAACCAAGAAGCAGUGAAAAUCGUUGGUUCAAGUGAAGAGAAAGGAAAAGCUGCCGAGAGAUUGGUGAAAUGCGCUAAGCAUGAAUGGAAGAGGAAGCGAAGAGGCAUUGCCAUUGAUGACAUCUCAGCUAUCUGCCUCUUCUUUCAGCCCCAUAAUAACUUUCUCACAUCACCAUCAUAUAAUGUAUAGCCAUGUUAGCACACACUUUUAAUAAUGUCUCAAUUUUGAACUGUGUUCUUCUAUGUAUCAUGCUGUCAUAGUGUAAUAUGAAGCUAUUUGUCUCCAAUAAAAUCACAAGCUUCUCUUA
Molecule: messenger RNA, 1398 nt
Organism: Arachis duranensis
Lineage: Eukaryota; Viridiplantae; Streptophyta; Magnoliopsida; Fabales; Fabaceae
Product: probable protein phosphatase 2C 34
Exons: 6
Coding region: 186-1280 (364 amino acids)
Biological process (GO): protein dephosphorylation
Molecular function (GO): protein serine/threonine phosphatase activity
Source: RefSeq, a predicted model, not a curated record